AUGGCAUCGUCUGGAUCGGCCGACGAAGAUUUCCAGUCUCGCGUUGCGAGGAUCUUCGGAUCUCUCGCCUUCCCUCGCUCCUCGUCUUCUAGCUUAUCCACGGCUUCUGCUCCGGCGCCGCGGCAGCAAUCGGGCUCGGUAUGGUCUAUCUCCGAUAAAGAGGUGGAGAAACGUGAGUGGAAGAGGGAGCAGCUCGCUUCGUACGAUAGGGACGAGAUGCCUUGUGCGUCAUCGUUCAACGAGCUGCUGCAGCAGAGGAUGUCGAGCACUGCUCGGAAGCCGUUAGAGGGAGAGGAUGAUGUAGAUGAAGUUGCUAACGAGGAUUUUGAUGAUGAAUGGGGCAUUAGAGCCUCCAUGGGCCUUGAUCGCACUCUCGAUGACGAGGAAGAAGAAGAUGAGUUUGAUAAAGUGGCACUAGGAGAAGAGUGUGGCGGUGAAGGCUUGCCUACGAAAGAUGCGCUUUCUGAAUCGUCUGGUGGACGGGUUCGUGAUCCUCGUGCUAACCAUAUAGCUGCAAAAAUUAGGCUGAAGGAAGACGAGAUCGAGGCCAGCAAAAUUAGCGCCUCUAAAAGCAAAGCGCCGCACUCAGAAGAAUCGUCCAAAGCUGUGCCACCAAAACCUAUACUCAAAAGGAAAGAGAAUAGUUCAGAUUCAGAAGCAGCAACAAGGACGAGCAAGCGAGUCAGGUUUGAUGUUGAAACAUCAAAGAAGCCUGAAGAUACUUGUUCAGCUUCUGCCUCCGUGAAAAUCGUAUUGCAGCAGCAGGGUAAAAGUGGUGCUCGCGUACCAGAUUACUUGGUGAAUCCUUCGAAGUACACAUGUUACAGCUUUGAUCCAUCUAGCGAAUCGAAAGAGAAGUCCCCAACGCUAGAGGACAUGGACAUUCCCAAGGCUGUUGAAGGAUUAGAAACUUCAGAGUCGGAAUCAUUCAAGAAAGUCUCCUUUAUCCCGCAGAAGAAGACCAAGGACGACGUGAGAGAAGACAGUAGUAACUGUAGCGAGACAAAGCCUAUUGCAGCUGCGCUGGUGGCAGAGGAUGAGAUAGCAAGUGCAACAGGAGAUGAGGAUACUGAAAUAGGAGAAGAAUCAGAUAGCUGCACCAGUAUCAAAAUUAAGGGUCGUCAAUAUCGUGCCAAACGAAGUUUAGAAGAAACAGAUGUCUGA
Messenger RNA from Microthlaspi erraticum, 1164 nucleotides. Lineage: Eukaryota; Viridiplantae; Streptophyta; Magnoliopsida; Brassicales; Brassicaceae. The record is from the annotation of a GenBank genome assembly.